AUGGAUUGCAACCCCGACUACAAAGAUGCCGUUUGGGCGUUUUACCGAUUCGAGCCUUCAGUAGAGGCCAAUAUCGUUUUUGUUGUUCUUUUCUCCGUGUCGACGCUUCUACACAUCUUUCAGAUUUUCAGGACGAGAACAUGGUAUUUGACAGCGUUGGUGGCGGGCGGAUGCGGUAUACUGACAUGCAUCACAGCUGAGAUUAUCGGAUACAUCGGUCGAGUUUUAAACGCCAAGGAAGAUCCAGGAUGUUGGACAAUGGGGCCAUACAUUAUGCAAAACGUCUUGAUCUUGAUUGCGCCUGCACUCAUGGCUGCAUCCAUCUACAUGAUUUUAGGCAGAAUCAUUCUCUUGACAGAGGGUGAACACCAUGCGUUGAUUCGAAGACGUUGGUUGACCAAGAUUUUUGUGUUUGGCGAUGUUGCUUCUCUACUGCUUCAAUCAUCAGGUGGUGGUUUAAUGGCAGUCAAUGAAGAUUUACAAAAGAUUGGUCAAAAUGUCAUCAUUGGAGGUCUUUUUAUUCAACUCUUAUUUUUCGGCUGCUUCAUCGUAACAGCCGGCAUCUUUCACCGACGAAUGCGUCUCGCCCCGACACCAAAAUCCCUCGAGCCAACGAUCCGAUGGCAAACAUACCUGAUUACUCUCUACGUAACGGGAGUCCUAAUCUGGAUUCGAAGCUUAUUCCGUGUUAUCGAGUUUAUUGAAGGAAACGAUGGACAUUUGAUGAGAAGUGAGGUAUGGGUUUUUGUGUUUGAUGGAUUGUUAAUGUUGAUUGUCUUGGUUUGGAUGAAUUGGUUUCAUCCGGGUGAGAUUGGGUUGUUGCUUAGAGGGGAUGCACCGAUUAGGAAUGGGUUGGAGUUGGUUAAAGUUGGGGGGAGGAAGAAGAGGGCUGGUACUAUGGAGAGUUUGGAGAGUGAUCAGAAUGUUUGA
Fusarium vanettenii 77-13-4 is the source of this 930-nucleotide messenger RNA. RefSeq lists its product as uncharacterized. The transcript is spliced from 3 exons. Bases 1 to 930 code for a protein of 309 amino acids. The record is from RefSeq and is a predicted model, not a curated record. Lineage: Eukaryota; Fungi; Ascomycota; Sordariomycetes; Hypocreales; Nectriaceae. Gene Ontology annotation, cellular component: membrane.